CGUUUAGUCUUCCGGAUGUGAUUGUGAGCUGCUUGUGUCUUUCUUUUUCCCAAUGCAGUUAAGCGAAAACCACGCCCCGUUAUUCAGAGGAGCGUUCGACAUUGCGCUUACAAAGUGCGUAUAAAAAGGGGUGAAGCGCUCCAGAACGUUAUUGCGCUGCCAGCAACCAAUGCGAAUGUAAUUCCGCGCGAGCUGGAAUUCUAAACUUAUUGCGGGGGGUGAACUCCUGAGAAGCGGAUGAAGAAACACGUUUUGCUUCUUUUUACAUUCAGAGGACUUGUAAGAAAAGGAAAAAAGAGUAAAAGAAGAAAAUGGCCAACUUCAUAUUACGGAAAGCUGAGCCCAAGGACGUGUCAGACAUUUUGCGACUCAUAAAGGUAAAAUGAAAUUCCAUUCCCUGUGUUUAAGGAUUUGUGUAUAAAUGUCUAGUCUUUCUCAAAUCACUGUUAAACGUUUUUGUUUUUUUCAUGAACAAGAAAAUUAUCAAAUAGCCUCGGCAUAUUUCUCAAUAUUAUUGUAUGGAACACCGUUUGGGUCUUUGCGUGUCAAAAAAGAUACACGUCAAAUUACACUAUUUGACGUGUCAAAUAACACGAUUUGACUCGUCAAAUAAGCUUUUAAUUUGACACGUCAAAUAGUACAAUUAUAUUAUAGAAUGUCGUGUGUGCUGAAUUUGCAUGUGCAAGCCAAGCACCACCACUACGAUCAGUAGCACUGUCAAAACUGUACCAAAAAAAAAGUAUGCAAACAAGCACACACCGGCCACCAAAGAUGUGUUUACAAUAGCGCGUCGGUAAUAAUGCAUUAUUUGUUCGACCGAAUGGGAAAACGUCUGUGUGAGCAUUUGAAAGAAGGUCCGGAUCAAAAUAUUUUGCAAAUAUCUUUGAUACAGAUGUUAUUAGCAGCUUCUGGGGUAGCUAACUAUCUUUAGCUUGGUAACGUUACCUAGCUAGCACCAAUACAACUGACCAAUGACCAAUAGAAAACAAUGACCAAUAGAAACUGCAGUCAUUUUCAAUAUUCUUAGCAAUGAUUUAGGAAUCCACGUGAGUGAAAAUAACUAGCUAGCCAGCCACUUUAACCCUGUUGCCCAAAGCUAACGUUAUAAGCAGCCAGUAAACUUCAUCUGGCUGGUGAGGCUUGACAGGACCGGGUUAUGUGUUGUGAAAAUAGCCACAAUAAGGAUUAGCCACAAUAGUGGAAUUGUCGGUUUGCCUUCAAAGUACCUCUGUGACGCAGAAAGUUACAAUUGGUGAAAUCAUGCAAUAUUUAGACUAGAUAAUGUUAAACAAGGUUGGAAUGUGGAGCAAUGAAAUGGGGUGUCAGUCUAUUCGGUGACACCCACAGAACACAACUGUGAAGAGUUUACGCAAAUAUUAGCGUUGUAGCGGGACAGUGACUGUGAAAUCACCUCCCCAGUCAGCCUGUUGUGCGUAUUGACAUUCAUAUUGCACUGUACAGCCUUACCUAAGGAUUGGGGAUCAAUUAAAUGGGGUGUCAGUCUACUCAGUACCAAUAGCUUUUUUCCCAACGUCCUCCUCAGAGUUAUCAGAGCCCAAAGCAUCCAGGUUGUAUUGUUUUUCCUCUGGAAUAGUGUUCAAUACACAUACUCGGGUGACUGGUACAAUAAAUGUGGCUCAAUCCAGUGGUUUCAGUCCCGCAAUAAGAGCAACGACGCUAAUGUUCUCUGGGUGUCACUGAGUAGACUGAUACCCCAUGUCAUUGGGGUGAAUAAAUAUGCCCUCAAUGCUAUUUUAAAGUCUAAUACAUCCAGUGUGAUUAACAGAUUUUUGUCAAAUUAACAAAUUAUUUUAUGUAUUUGUAUUCAUUUGCAUCACUGUCAAUGACAUACUAUUAUUUUGAAGGCUAACCGCAAAUUCCACUAUUGUGGUUAGCUUCACAUAGGUGGGUCCGAUCACCAUUAUUCAAAUAAGAACAGUUGUAUAAAUUAGGGUUAUUUUAGAUGAUGACACCUAGCUAGGUAGUUAGCUAGCUAACUAUAGCUACUGAAACAGAUUAUCUCGUUUUGCUAUGUUUUGGGGGAAGAACAUUGUUUGCAUCCAUCAGCUAACGUUAGCCUGCUUUAUUUAUGACCAGCCCUGUCCACAGCUUGGGGAAGGGCAGGUGCGUGAGACAAAACUUUACCAGCAUAAUAGCAUACUUAUCGCUGAGUCGUUGUGACAUAUGUAACUUGAGUGAUAGUGUAAUCAAUGUGUAACAACUACGUAAAAAAAUUGUGAACGUGUUAAAUUGUAAUGUGACGUGCAGUCAUAUUCAGGUCCUGAAUGGUCAACAAGCUUAUUUGACACGUCAAAUAGUGGUAUUUGACGUGUAUCUUUUUUGACAAGCAAAGACCCAAACGGCGUUCCAUAUUAUUGUGACAUAUUUGACUAACAAUAAUACUUUUAUGAACUAUAAUGAUUAUAUUUUUUUUUCAGGAACUUGCGAAAUUUGAAGAAAUGGAGGAGCAGGUCAUCUUGACAGAGAAAGGUAGUCUACUUUUAGGCCCGUGUGUGGGUGAUGGCCAAUUAUUGUGAACAUAUGAAAUGUUUAUCCAAAUGUCCAAACAAAUCCGUAGUCUCUUCAUAAUUGUCCUCGUUAUUUACUUUCAGAACUACUCGAGGACGGCUUUGGGGAUCAUCCGUUCUACCAUUGCGUCGUCGCGGAAGUCCCUGAGGAUCAUCAGAGCUCAGAUGGUAAAUUAUGUUGUAACUCAGUUUCCUCUCUCUCUCUCUCGCUCACACACAAACACAACUUUCAAUGACAGUUUGUAAGGAAAUAGUGCAAUGGUUAAAUUAUUAAAGGGAAAAUCCACUCAAACUCUUAUUUUUUGUUUUGUUGCAUUAGUCCAAUGUUUAUAUAGUCCCAAAAAGUUUUGCAUGUCAGCAGGCAAGUUUUCAAGAUAUUGGACUUUCAAGAAGCAAAGUGUCAGGUGCCACAUCAUCAGGAUGAUGCAAAAUGCGUUUGAGUGGCGUUUCCCUUUUAAAAAUUCCAAACUUAAAAUGUGCAGUGUUGGUGUGCAUAACUCGAAGUCCAGUUCCAACACCGGCAACCUUGCAGUGCAUGAUGCAUCUCAAGGACCAACCUGACCAAGCAUUUACUUGGAUAUGAAUCAUGAUGUGGUUUGUAAUGUCAACCUAUCAAUUCUCUGAAAUACCUCAUAGUAAUAUCAUAACUAGGCCCCAUAGAUUUUCCUGACUGAACAUGUGACCUGACAAGGAAAAUCGCCUUUAUCAUAAUAACACAAGAUCAUACAUAAUAAGCCCAGUGGGAUUUAGCAUCAAAUCCUAGUAGUAUAGUAGUUUUACACAAAUACUUCCCUGCCGGCUUUGAUGUGGAUUUUUUCACUGUUUUAGGAUACACUGUCAUUGGGUUUGCCAUGUACUACUUCACCUAUGACCCCUGGAUUGGAAAGCUGCUCUACCUAGAGGACUUCUAUGUGAUGAAGGAGUUCAGGGGUAAGUAUUGUCUACUCUGAGUCUUGUCCUAACAUAUGCUGUGUUAUUUACAUUGAAGGCAAGGCAACUGAAUCAGUGUCCAUAGAUCCAGGGCUUAAACAUCAAUCUAAUGUUUGAUCCUGUUUUCUCUCAGGUUCUGGUAUUGGGUCAGAUAUCCUGAAGCAUCUGAGUGAGGUAAGUCUACUUUUUUGCAAUCAAUUUACUGGAAGGACAUUUGCUUUUCCAAACAUGGAAAAGUCCAGCCUAUGGAACAGUCCAUCAGGCUAUAUGAUAACCCUGUCCUGUCUAACUUUGUCCCCCCUUCAACAGACGGCAGUUAAGACUCGCUGCAGUAGCAUGCACUUCAUCGUAGCAGAGUGGAACAAGCCGUCCAUAGAGUUCUACAAGCGCCGUGGAGCCUCAGACCUGUCUGAUGAGGAGGGCUGGCGACUCUAUGCGAUUGAGAAGGAUGACCUGCUUAAGAUUUCUACCAAGAAGCGCUAAAUUCAGCAAAUGACCACUGAUUACUGACUGCAAAGCCUUCCCCUUUGUUUGUUGAUUCCAUUGUCAAUGUUAUUUAAAAAAAAAUUUAUAUCAAUAAAUACAAAAACAGAUUUAAA
Coregonus sp. 'balchen' is the source of this 4057-nucleotide messenger RNA. Lineage: Eukaryota; Metazoa; Chordata; Actinopteri; Salmoniformes; Salmonidae. The record is from the annotation of a GenBank genome assembly.